Fusarium poae is the source of this 1158-nucleotide messenger RNA. RefSeq lists its product as uncharacterized. Lineage: Eukaryota; Fungi; Ascomycota; Sordariomycetes; Hypocreales; Nectriaceae. The coding region runs from base 1 to 1158 and encodes 385 amino acids. The transcript is spliced from 3 exons. The record is from RefSeq and is a predicted model, not a curated record.
AUGGCACCCUCAAGCCCUGCCUCUCCAGACUCUCCUGGUUACAGUAUUGUAUCACCUGGCUCACCAGAAUCACCAGUUCUCUCGACGAUCGAAUCCCCGACAAGCCCUGUGGUUGAGCCGGUUGCUGAUUGGAGAGAUCAUAUACACGACAUCCCUCGCCUUCCCUCUCCACGACCUCGUGUUCUAACCCCAAAUGGGUUUCGAGAAAGUGACACAAAUGAUCAGCAAAUGCAGGUUCCUAUUUUGUUACAGAGUUGCUCGUGGUUCAAGGUCCCGCCUCAUCUCAGGCGCGAUAUUCUGCGACUAGCUUUUGGGGAUCGGCGCCUUCACAUGGGCUUGAAGUUUGAUGCCUCUUUGUCGCCUUCUUGGCACAGCUCCGGUAUGGUUUGUCAUCGAGUCUCUCCAGACGACAAAGGACCAAUGACACGUGGUAGCCUCAAAGACGGACCCUGGGUCGAUGAGUGUGAUUCUCCAGAUCAAGACACAGAGUCUGUUGGGAUAAUGGGGUGGCUUUUAUCUUGUCGUCAAAAUUAUGCCGAAACCAUCGAUAUCCUGUAUUCAAUGAAUACAAUCUUGAUCUACGACGAGCCGCUACUGACUCAUCUCACUCACCUGAUACUACCUCAUCGUCUUGCCCUCAUUACCUCUCUCGAGAUCAAAUGGACAAUCAAUACAGCCGGCGAUCUCAAUACCCUUAUCCAUCGCUUGUCAUUGCAAGACUUUCCAAACCUCAAGCAUCUUUACAUAUCACUUGAAAUCCAUGAGGGAUGUGAAGCAGGUCUUACUCAAUAUUCAAUCAAUAGUGUCCUUGCCGACUUUGUCAGAAACAGGACUGGCCUCAUUGAGUGUGCCGUUGCAUUACCUUUUAGGGCAUUUGAAUCCAUCGCCCGCCACCUAAUACAGGUAGAUUCCAGUUGGGAACGAAAGACAUACAGCCAAAUCUGGAGUUCUUUGGAUGGCGGUUUGCAUGCUGUAAGGCUCCCAUAUGUUGAUAGUUAUCCGAAGCCACCGUUCCAGUUGGGGCUAAACCCAGGUGCUGGAUACUGGCUCUUGGAAGGCACUGCUGCACCCUUGACAUGGAGAUGGAGGUCCAGCAGUAAUGGAUGGUCUGGUGUGUUUCCGGGAUGGGAGGACUGGGGUGAGAAUGCAGAGAAUUAG